Messenger RNA from Hermetia illucens (black soldier fly), 517 nucleotides. Its product is annotated as cuticle protein 16.5-like. Lineage: Eukaryota; Metazoa; Arthropoda; Insecta; Diptera; Stratiomyidae. The coding region runs from base 63 to 458 and encodes 131 amino acids. The transcript has a single exon. The record is from RefSeq and is a predicted model, not a curated record.
GUCAGCGAAAAGUAUCAUUCAGGACUUGUUCAUCCCGAAAGACACUUCUCAACUUAAGCAAAAUGAAAUUCGUAGUUUUGGCUCUUGCUCUCAUCGGCGCUGCCUCUGCUGGAUUCGUCGCCCCAGCUUACACCGGCUAUUCUGCUCCAGUAGUAGGUGCUGCCGUAGCUGCUACCCCAGUUGCUUAUACAGCCCCAGCUGUUGCCGCUGCUCCACUUGCCUACUCAGCUCCAAUUGUUAAGUCAGUUGCCUACGCUGCCCCAGCCGUUGCUGCUGCUCCAGUCGCCUACUCUGCCCCAGCUGUUGCUGCUGCUCCAGUCGCCUACUCUGCCCCAGCUGUUGCUGCUGCUCCACUUGCCUACUCUGCUCCAGCUUUUGCUGCUCCAGUCGCCACUGGCUUCCAUGCCGGAUACGUCGCCCCAGCUGUAGACUACUGGAAGAAGAAGGCUGCUGCUUAAGUUGUGGAUUGUUUCUGACGGAUUGAUUUAAUGGCUAAAUAAACGAGUUGACUGACGGA